UGUGACUUCGCCGCGUUAUUUUACCUUGUGUGUUAUUGAUAUCUAGUGUUACCUCAGUCACCUCAGCCAUCAUCACGGAACGUGUGUUGUAUAUUACUUACAUCAGUGGUUCUUAACCUGGGGGCCGUCAGUAAUUUCCAACUGGGGCGCGAGCCCUUGGGAAAAAAAAACAUAAACAUGAAUUUCUUUAACUAUAUCUGUCAUUCUGUUAAAUUAACGAGAGCAUGGUCAAGUAAUGAGAACUUUAUGAAAGAGAUAAAAAAUAUCGCCUUUUUCUUUAAAACCUGUUAGGGAUCCUUAUUUGUAGAUGCAAGGGAGGCGUGUAUUAAAGACAAAUUCUAGGCUAGAGGGGGCGUGGUAGUAAAAAGGUUAAGAAUCACUGACUUACAGAGAAUUAUUGACUUGCCCUGAUUUGCCUGUGUUUAUUCUAUUUGGUGAAGGUGGUGAAUAGAUGAAUAAAAAACGGAUGAAAAAUAAUUGUAAUUGAAUAUAAGCAUAUCAAAAGAUAUCGCAUCCCUGUUUUUACUAUAUUGAAAAAAAGAUAAUGUGAAAUAACACAAAAGAUACAAUAGAUAAUCAAAUCAUUAGAACUGACUAAAAUUUUAUAAUUGAACAUGCAAACUGUUAUGAUAAACAAAUUUACACUGCGAUAGUUAAGAAUAUAAUUACGUUCCUGUCUUCUAGAUAUUCAGAAUACAAAACUGUUAAAUACCGCAGAAAAAAAUACAACUACGAUAAAAAGAUAAGAAUACAAGAAAAAUCGUUUUAAAGAGGAAAAAAACUUAGUAAUUAUAAUAAUAAUAAUAAUAGUAAUAAUAAUAAUAACAAUAAUACUAAUGAUAAUCGAGAGCAUGUAAGGCCUUGAGAGAAGUGACUUGACAGGUAUUAGGAAGGAAGCGCCAUCAUCAUGCCAACACGAGACGCUGUGAAGACUGAAGACUGAAAGGAACACUGCCACCACCAUCAUGUCCUCCUCCUCAUCCACUCCAUCUUCUCCCUCCACGCCUUCCACCGGCUCUGAGGAUGACGUCACAGUGAUUGAGAUGCAGCUGUCACCAUUCAGCGGGGCGGCAGCUUCACCAGGCGAACACAAACGAGAGUUGGCAGCACCAGCUCCACUGCAAGAUGAGCUUUUGGUGGAUAUUUCGGACAUCAGACCAGCUGGUCACAAUAAAGACCUCUUCAGCAUUGAUGAGGACAGUCAUGAAGGUUCACCAAGCAAGUCAGGCUUCCAGCUGGUGGACCUGAGUGAUGCUGAGGCCAUCACCUCUAGUGAGGGUGAUGGCAGCAAUGGGAACAACCAGGGUGUGGCCGGGGUGACCUUUGACCCCAGCAUGUCUGUGACCACCAGCCCCACCCUCAGGACCAGAAGGGAUUCGGCUAGUUCCAGUGUCAGUGACGUUAGUGGGCUGUUCCCCAUCUAUGAGGUUCCUGGAGUGUCUUUCAAUAUGCCUCAGAGUGAUCUUGAGUCCUCGAGUGAGUGGGAGGAGGGCGGGAGUGCAGCGGUGGUGGAGCGGCUGAGCAAGGACACCGUGUACCAGGCAUACCUCAAGAUGCGGCAGCGCUACCACAAGUACAAGGGCCGGUACGCUAUGUGGUUGUUCGUGUGUUGGUAUGCUGAUCUUGCCCGGGCGUACAAGGAUAAGGAAAAAGAAUCAGACAAGCUACGUGACGUCCUUGCCAAGACACAAGACAAAGCUCUGAGGAAGGUGAGUGAGUUAAAGGAGCAGUGUUCCUUAGAGCAGCAGGCAAAGGCACACUUGGAACAGGAGCUUCGCAGUGACCUGGAAGAAAAGGACCACAAGAUUGCUGCCCUGCUCACCAAGGUGAGUGGCCUGCAGGAACAGUGUGUACUGCAGAAACAAGCCAAAGCUCACCUGGAGGAAGAGCUUAAUGCAGAUUUAGAAGAGAAAGAACUGAAGAUAUCAGCUCUCAAGAUGAAGGUAACAAUCCUUCAGGAGAGUGUGUCAGGCGACUUGGCCAACCCUGCUGUCAGCCACAACAACAACAACAACAAUAACAACAACAACCAGCAGCAGGUAGCCAGUGGGGGCCUCACCUUACAGGAUGAGGGGGACACCACCUCGGCCUGUGACAACUCCUCCAGCACAGACAACACCUCCACUGCUGAGAGUGUCUCCACCACUGACAACAUCUCCAUGGCAGAUAACGUGUCAGUGGCGUCGCAUGGGUCUGCCUCCACCACUGUCACCGCCAGCCAUGAGGCCGAGGAACUUAUUGAGAAACUCAAAGCAUCUGUGGAAGUGGAAGAGAAUGGUGACUCACCUGAUGUAAGCAAGCACAAAUCUCUUUUGGCCCGCUGCAUGGACAACAUUCGCACCAACAAGGAACGCAUUGGCGUCCUCAUGCAGGAAAGGGACAUUGCCACAUCACAGUUACAGGAAAAGAUCAAGCAAAUUGACAUCCUAAAGGAGGACCACCUCAAGGAGCUGGAUUCCCUGAGAGCCAGCAUGGAGUCCUCUGCACUGAGCAUGGCGGAGACCAAGAAGCAGCUAUUUGAAGAGCUACAGGUUAAGGAGGCCGAGGCAGAGCGCUGUAAAAAGGGAGCAGCAGCACUGGAGACACAACUGGAAGAAGAGCGCUCUCAGUGGCAGGAACAAUUGCAGAAUAAGCAACAGGAGUUAGAGGAAAAGGAAGCCAUGAUUCAGGAACUUGGGACCAAUAACACAACACAGGAAGACCAAGAAGAAGACACAGAGGCAUCAGUGGCAGCAAUUAAGAAAGAGGUAGAAGCUAAAAUAAAUGAGUUAGAAACUCGCACUCAAGAACUAAAAGAAUCAAGAACAGACCUUGAAUCUCAGUUGUUACAAAUCAGUGAUGUGAAAGCACAACUAGAAGACAGAGUGCUUUCCCUGAACAAAGACAAGGAGGAAAUGAGUAGGAAUGUUGAGGCAAUGGUGUAUGAGAAAGGUGAAUUGGAAGAAAAGUUGAGGACUGCAGAGAUGGUUAGAGAGGAACUAGAGAAUAAGGUACUAGAUGUAGAAAAUGUUCAUGCCAGUCUCAAGGAGGAGAUGGAGAAACUUUCAAAGUGUAAUGUACAGCUGGAGGAGAAAAUUAAGGCAAGUGCAGAAAGUCAACAGGAGUUUGAAAAGGAAAUGGAGGAUUUGAGGAAAGUAAAUUCAGAAAAUGUGAACCAGAUUUCAGCAUUUUCAGGUGAGAUAACAAGUCUGAAGGAAGUGAAUGAAAAAUUAUCUAACACCAUAGAGCUGAGUCAGAAAGAGAACACCAGUUUGAAAAGAAACCUAGAAGAAAUUGAAAAGGAAAAGGAAAAUAUUUGCAAAGAAGUGGAAGAUUUGAGGAAAACAAAUUUAGAGUAUAUUAACCAGACUACACUUGUUUCAGAAGAUAUAAAGGUUCUGAAGGAGGUGAAUGAGAAACUAGCUAAUAGUUUAGAUUUGAGUCAGAAAGAAAACAUGAAGUUAAAAACAAGUCUGGAAGAAAUUCAAAUAGAGAAAGAUGCAAUUUUCAAAGAUGUAAUGGAAAAACACAAAACGAUAGCAAGUUUGAAAGAGAGAAGUGCAGAACUUGAUGAAAAAUUACAAUAUGUUUUUAAAGAAAAUUCUAGUCUUACAGAGGAAAUUGCAAGGACAAAAAGUGAAAAGGAGUUACUGAAUAAACAGAUAAAUGAAAGUAUGGCUGAUGCAGAUAGGGAAAAGGACUCUUUGUCAGAGGAGCUUGAUCAUUUGAAGCAGGAAAAUGAAAGAAUUAAUAACGAAUUCAACCAAACUAAGCUAGAAAAGGAAAUUGAAAACAAAAGACUUGCAGUUCUGGAGAAAGAGAAUGAGGAACUGAAAUCUGAGAAGGAGCGACUCAAUUUAGAGCUGGCACAGUCCAAAGCAAGCAUUUCGAAGGUGAGUGAACAAGCCAUGACAGAAAUCACACUUGCUAAUGAAAAAAUGGAUAGAUUAAAGGAUGAAUGGGCUAGACAAAUGAAGGAAAAAGACACAAUUAAUAGUGAACUCAUUCAAAAAUUGUCUGACUUAAAUGAAAAGUUGGUUCAAAAGGCUAGUGAACAUGAGCUGAAAACUAAAGAAUGCAGCCAGAAAUCUGAUGAAUACAAUGAGAAACUAAAGACCUUACAAUCCCAGCUGCAAGAAAAAGAAGAAAAGAUACAAGAGUGCACAUUGCAGCUCAGUGUUUUGGACCAGGAAAAUAAAAGAUUGAAAGUGUUGUCAGAGAAAGAUAGAAAUGAACUGCAAACAAAGGGAAAGGAAAUAGAGAGUGAGUGCAGCAGUCUAAGGAAGGAAAAGAGUGAACUGAGUGCCCGAGUGGAGGAGCUGGAGGCCAUUGUGGACAGCCAUGAAGUGGAGCUGACAGCAGUUAGGGAGGAUAAGAGAAAGUACACCGCUCAGCUGGAGACUGUCACAGGUGAGAAGAAAGAACUCCAGGAUGAACUUCAGACACUGGAAAAUGAGAUCGUUCAAUUGAAAAAAGAAGUUGCUGAUAAGGAAGGAGAUAUACAGAGUUUAAAGAAAGAAACUACACAGAGUCAAGAAGAAUAUGCCAAAGUGCGAGAGGAAAUGGCAAAGCUUACUGAAACCUUUGAAGUGGAAAUGAACAAAGCCAAGGAAAGUUACACAAAACUAAAGGAUAAUUUCCAUGAGAUCAGUAAAGAGAAGGAAGACAACUUGGCCCAUCAGAAUGAACAAAAUAGUGAACUUCAGGCUAAGCUUAUGGAACUCAAGCAGCAGCUUCAGGAAAUGCAAAAUAUGCUGAAACAGAAGAAUGAGAAAAUAGAAAAUUUGCUAAAUGAGAAAAAGAUCAUGCUCUCUGAGUUGGAGAAGAGAGUUGAGGAUCUGCAAGAUGAACUGAAGGAAAAAGAAACCUUGUUGAAAGCAAAAGCCGAUGAGUAUGACUCCAGGACAGAAGAGCUGGAGGCACAAAUGUCUGCCAGUGAAGAUGACUUGAGAAAGAAGCUUGAGGACAGCUUUCAAGAGAAGCACAAGUUGGAGCAGCAGCUGGGAGAUCUACAACACAAGCUGUCAGAAAAAGAUGAGCUGGCAGUGAGACAGGCAGAGGUUGCAGAGCAGAAGUUAACUCAGGUGCAGCAGUCCUUCGCCACUGAAAGGGAGGACCUGGAGAACACCUGGGAGCAGAAAUUAAGAAAUCAAGGCAUUGCAGAUUCCCUUAGUGCAAAUUGCCGCUAUGUUGCCUUGCUCAACAUGAUAAAGAUCUCGUGUGAACUUGACCAGCUCAAAAAGCACCACGAAGAAGCUUUGGCGAGUCGCGAGUCAGAGGUGACCAGGUCCCACCAGGCUGAGUUGGAAGGUGUCCAGAGUAGCUACCAACAUUCUGUUGCUAGCAGGGAUGCUACCAUUGCUGCCCUUAAGGAUGAAGCGGACCAGCAGAGGCUUGCCCACCAGGACGAUCUGGAGGCCUGGCAGCGCAAGUACCAGGACUUGGAGAGCCAGCUGGCAGAGGCCAAGUGUCAGAUUGAAAGGCUUCAGGGCUUUGAAGCAUGUCUGGAAGAGGCUCGUACGCAACUUGCAGCAGCAGCAGCCAAGCGCCUCAAGUUGGAGGAGAAGCUCGCGGCAGGUACGGGCACCAGUGCGCCCCUCAAGACGGAGAUAGAGCAGCUGCAGCAGCACAACAAGCAGCUCAAAGACACCCUGGAACACUACCAGAAGGAGAAGGAAGAAACUAACAAAAGAAUAGCUGCUUUGGAGUCCAGUAAUGAUGACAGCAAAAACAAGGUUAUGGACAUGGAGUUGUCUCAGAAGAACCUCCAGGAAAACAUCAAUAGAUUGAGUCAAGAAAAGGAAAGGUUGUUUCAUGAGAUUCAAGAAGGAUCUUCAGAAGGAAUGAUUAAUGUGUUGAUCAAGGAGAAAGAAGAAUUAGCAGAAAGGCUUACUAAAGAAAAGGAAGCUCAGAUGAAGGAAUAUCAAGGAAGGAAUAAAGCUCUACAAGAAAAGGUUGAAGGUCUUGAAGACAUAAGGCAUGGCUAUGAGAAGCAAAUAAGCCAGAUAGAAGCAAGUAAUGCUGAAAUGCACAGCAAGAUAGGAAGUGUGCAGCAGGAAUAUGAUGCAGCCAAAUCUGAGACUCAUCAGAUCCUUGCACAGAAACGAGACAUAGAAGAGAGAUUCAAAGAAAAUCUAAAGAUUAAAGAAGCUCUGCAGGAAGAGAUAACUGUGCACAAAGGCAACAUAAACAGUAUGAAGGAGGAACUGGAAGCAGAGAAGAAUAAAGUUCAGACAAUGGUUGAGACAAUCAGCACUUUGCAGAACAACAUCCUAAAUCUCCAGAAGCAAAUAGAAGGACUCAAUGAAAUGUGCAGCAAGCUUGCCUGUGACCUGGAGGCAGAGAGCAAGCUGAGAGUGGAAGCACAGGCACAGCUAACACAAGUGCAGCAGCUCAACAAACAGUUGCAGGAACAUUUUGGUGUUGGUGACAUAAUGCUUUGCCAGCUUAAAGUAGAGCAAGACAAGUUACAGGCCUCCAUGUCCUCUCUGUCAGAAGGCUGCAGCACAAGUGCUACUACUGAACUCUACUCCCAUGCUACAAAAUCUGACUCAGAUGAACAAACUCCUCUGGUAGAUAGGACAGACUCCUCAGGCGACGGGAAUGUCGCUGCCGAACAAUUAGCCGAAAAAACGCCAACGAAUGUAGAACAACGAAUCAAAGUUGAUGAAGUGAGGAGAUUAAAGGCUGUGCUAGGGGCAAGGGAUGAAGACUUGAGUAGAACCAGACAAACCAUUAAAGACUUGCAGGACAGAUUAAGAAUAGCAGAGGUUGUCAGUGGUGAAGUUGAAGAAUACAGAAGAAGAGUGAGAGAAAUAGAAGCCAAGCUCUCGGAGAUGGAGGAACAGCACCGGCAGCAGGUUGAGGCAGCAGCACAGGAGGCGGAGAGGCGUGUAGCAGCUAAGGAACAGGAAUGCCUCAACACCAUUUCCACUGCUUAUGACCAACAGGACAGUGAGACCACCGCCUUAGUACGCCAACACCAGGAGGCGCUGAGGGAGGCACAGCAGGAGGUGAAGGAAAAGGCAGUUAAGCUUGACACAAUGUCUCAGGAUUACAUUUAUAAGCUUAAGGAGAAAGAUGAUGAGUUGUGCAAGUUUGUCCAACAGUACGAAGAACAGCUGGCCAAAAUGAAAGCCCAGAAUGAGGUGCAUGUCAAGGAGAUAGAGGCCACAUGGAAGAGCCGGGCAGAGAAGAUGGUGAAGCAGAGGGAGGGUGAGAUGCAGCAAGAGAUGAAUGGCCUCAAGCAGGACUGGACGAAAGAGCGUAGAAGUCCCGAGCCUGACCCUGCUGAAAGCCCCAAGGAACUGGAGAGGCUGACCCAGGUAGCAGCUGCUGCCUUCCAGAGUGGCACUGAGUCAGUGGAGCUCCUCAAGAAGCAGGUGGCUGCUCAGCGCAGGGAACUGGAGGAUGUGAAGCACAACCACGGGAAAGAAGUAGGUGAGCUGAAAGCUCUGCUGGAGCUGAAGCGAAGGGCAAGGGCUUCCAGUGGAAGCUCAGGAGUCCGGCUCGGGGUGUCUCUUGAAGAAGCAGCAGAGUUUGAGUACCUCAAGAAUGUUUUGUACCAAUACAUGCUGGGCAAAGAAACACAGACAUUAAGUAAAGUGUUGUGUGCUGUGGUGAAGUUUGAUGGUCGGCAGCAGCAGGAAAUUCUGGAACAUGAGGAGCAGCGCCAAAGUAUGCUGAGGUCAGUAAAUGGCUCAGUUCACCCCAGCCUUCUCCAGGAAGGAAAGUCAGCUGUGUCCAAGGCGCUCUGAUUACACAGCUGCCGAAUUGGUCACAAGGUUUAGGCUUCUACUGAGGGAUGCAAACCACAUCUGCCACCUGAAGGGAAAUAGGUAAAAACAUGUUCAUAAAAGUACCUGAAUUAUGUUAAAAGCCAGUUUAUGACUGGAGAUUUGUGGUUAUUACACUCAGUAUCAGGUUCAUUGUACAGUGUUCAUGUUUAGCAAUCUAUAGCUAAGCAGCUCAAAGGAAGUGAUGGUGUCAGUAUACACAAUACUUGUUCUGUUACUCAUCAGCACAAAGUUUAAAAGUUACACAGUUUUAUAAGAAAAUGCCAAUACUGUGGGAUAGCCAGUGAUCAUUUCAACACUGCAUGAGUGUGGCUGUCAGGCUCCACGGGGAAAAUUUUUGGUGAAUGUCAUUGUUUGGUAGAUCAACUUCUUUUUUUUUUUUUUUUUUUUUUUAUUUAGUUUAUUUAUUCAUUAUUUUUGUAUUAGAUUAUUUCUUUCCCCACACUAACCUGUUAUCUUCAGAAGACUUCAAAUCAACACAAUUUAGAAAACAGAAAUACCCACCAGGUGCAGCAUGAGCUUUAUUUUUUAUCAUAAAUUCAUAUCUUUAAAUUAUCAAUGUACUCCUCUUUUUGCAAGGUAAUAAAGAAUCUAGUCAUUAUAAUCAUACCCAUUGUAAAGAUUCAUUAUUCUGUUAUUAUAUCUUGGCUGAUUUUAGUGCAGAGAACCCUCAUGAAUGCUGCCCAACAUUUUUCAUUACCUACGUAACAUUAUAUAUAUAUAUAUAUAUAUAUAUAUAUAUAUAUAUAUAUAUAUAUAUAUAUAUAUAUAUAUAUAUAUAUAUAUACAGAGUAUAUUUUUAAAGCAGUGAAAUCUAUUUGUAAGUUUUUUGUAAGUGUGCAAUGUGGCUGUAGAGUCUGGGUUUCGAAGUCCUGUUUUUCUUUGUGUUUUCAGAACCAUGGUUAACUUCUUAAUAUAUUAGCAAAUUGAUUGAGAAUAUUAAUUCACUGAUUGAUGAUUGAUCUACUGACUUGUGAAUGAUUUAUCUACUAAUUUGAGAAUAGUGCAAAGUACUGAUUGUGGCUCUCAUAUAUUUAUGAAAGUUGAACACUGUCUCAUAUUUAUUAUUACUGCAUAGAUAUUAUUAGGAUCUUAAAACCACACCUUUAUCAGUCCUCUUCAUCUGUUUUUUUUUUUUUUUUUUUUUUUUUUUUUCAAAACUAGGGAGAUUUCUAUUUUGAUUAAUGAACACUUUCCAUAAUACAGUAUGUCUAUUCUUUCAUACUGUUCAUCAGCGGCCAAAUGUAUAUAGCAGAACAUUUCCUUGUAAGAAACUUGGUGUUUGAACAAGAAGCUGAUUACUGACUAAAGCAACUCACACACUACAGUGCUGGAUAGCCUCAGUGAGGCUGAUGUUGCUGUGAUCCAAGAGUUCUUCCAGCUUUUGAGAGAGAGAGAGAGAGAGAGAGAAUGAUCCCUUUCUUCAAUACAUCUCAGACACCAUUGUUUGAUGUCCAUCUCAACUGAAUAAUCAACUGAUAUAAACAGAUAAAUAUUUUAUUAGUAGUAAUUAUUGAUGUGUAUAUAACUAGCCAGAGAUUCUCUCUCUCUCUCUCUCUCUCUCUCUCUCUCUCUCUCUCUCUCUCUCUCUCUCUCUCUCUCUCUCUCUUGUAAUUGAAUUGUUUGAUGCCCACAUAAAUUGUGGUAGUGGUCAUGUAUCACAACAGGGACGAGGAAAAAAUUGCCGAAUGUCAGUCAGUGUCUUUCAUUGAUGCUUCUUAAGGUGCAAGUGGCAAAGUGUGUGUGGAAAAUUGGUUAUAUUUUGAAAACACAUUGAAUGAGGCAAGUGUUGUGCUUAUCAAAGGAUGUUUCCCUGUCUUAUGUUUGUUGUUGAAUGGUUCAAAAGGCUUUGUAUUUGAAAUGAGAGGCUUGUAAGAAAUCAGUAAAGGGAAGACAUAGCAUCGCAGUAUGUCAGGAGGGUGUUUUGAAAGAGGCAAACUGAAGAGUUGAGUUAUAGCCACAAACCAUUUGUUAAGGAGUGUCAUCAGGAAACAAGAUAGCUUCAUUAGGUUGUGUUUAGCAGAAAAUCAAGAAAAGAAUACUGUAUACCAUAAGACAUAUUAUUGUAAUGUAUGUAUAUGGGUAACUAUAAGAUGACAUGUUAAUGUAUCUUUACCUCGGUUUAUGAGGGAAAAAAAAAAGACAAUUGCAUGUUCUCUUACAACUUUUCUCUUCUGAAAAUAUUUUUUUAAUCUUUAAAAAGAUCAGUGAUCCAGAAGGGACUUGUUUUACAAGAUUGACUCAAACCUGUGGAAGGAAAGCCUGUAGAAAUGUUGAGAACUGCAUUAAUCACGUACAUAAAAGGCAGAAGCUAAAAUAUUUUCAGAGGUUAUUCAUGAAAGGAUAAGGAAUAAAAAGACAGAGAAGAUUUAAGAAAAUAUUGAGACUCAGAAGAUCCAGUACUAAUAUACUAUUGAGACACAAGGUUAUCAUAACUAUAAUAAUAAUUUCUUUCCAUACCGAGUGCCAAGUACCUAGUGGCACUGUGAACAUGACACUGUCUCUCUCUUUUACAGUCACUCCAUUUAUGCUGUUGAUUUUGUUAGAUAUAUGUUGUUGUUGUUAAGAGAGAAAUUUAUUAUAAUUUUGUUGUACAUCCUGUAGCUUUAUUUAUUACUUUACUUAGCUUUGAGUGAUUAUCUCAGCUUAGUUGUCAACUCACUUUAUAUACAUGUCAUAUUUCCUGAGCCUGCAACCUGUAGUCAGUCACUGUAGCUAGGGAAUCUGUUUAGCUGGUCACUUUUUUUAUAUUUAAACCUUCAUAGUGUUUCCACUGAUCUUCCUGUGUGAAACAUUGAAAAGUGAAACUAUUUCACUUUUUAUUUUUAUCUGUGUGGCUAUUGAAAGACUAACCCAAAACUAGCAAGUUUUUCCUUAUGGUAGAAGCCUUGAUUUAAUAUUAUAUUCAGUAUAAUAUUGUAUGUUUAUUCACUUUUUUAUUGUCUGAAUUGCAAUCUUGCCUGAAAUAAUUGGGUUCAACCCAUACCUUGGCCUUAUGAAGGUUUUAUGAAACAAAUCAUCCUUGGAUUUAGUUUAUAUAUAUAUAUAUAUAUAUAUAUAUAUAUAUAUAUAUAUAUAUAUAUAUAUAUAUAUAUAUAUAUAUAUAUAUAUAUAUAUAUAUAUAUAUAUAUUGGUACCUUGAGAUACAAGUUUAAUUUGUUCCAUGAUCAGCUUAUAUCUCAAGAAGCCUGUAUCUCAAAACAAUUUUUUCCCAUUGAAAUGCUUUGAAAUACUAUUAAUCUGUUCCAGCCUCCCCAAAAAGAGCACCCCUAAUUUUUUUGUGUGUGUGUUUUCAGGUAAGAAAAAGGUAUUUAUAAAUAAUAAUUAUUGCACAGAAACAUAAUAAAAUAUAACAAAAGAUAUAAAUAAAUAAACUACUCUUAUAAAAUAUAUUUAUCUCGGAGGAUGCAUUCUACGGGAUGUUACCCUACUGCAUUCUCAACCCUCCCUUGGGACUGUCAAUCAGCUGGAGUGUACAAAUAUAGCCACCCACAGAAGACUGGCUGCUCUAAUAAUCACAGAAGAUUUCAUUAUGAUCCUGUAAACAUUGUUCAUUGAAUGAAUGAAGUUUUAAGUAGGAGAGAGAGAGAGAGAGAGAGAGAUUUAUAUUCUUUCCCCCCUCCAUGAUAAGCGUCGGGUGGGAGGUAGGGGGAGAUAGGAGAAAUUUGUUAAUAUUAAUUUAUCAAUGCAUGAAAAUAUAUUAAAUAACAGCAAAAAUUUAUUUAGUGUUCUUACCUUGGAGACACAUGAUUUUCGUUAAUGAAUAAAAAAAAAAAAAUCAGUAAAUAGUGCAAAAAUUAUCAAAGAACAAUCACAGUGCAUGAGAUCCACGGGAAACACAUAGAUACUAGCUCAGCUGACGUUGGAACAAUGCGCCGAGCCGCCAACUACAGCAGCAACAUCUCCAAGCGUGACUCAUAUCUCAAAAUAUUGCUUAUAUCUCAAAGUAAAGAAAAAUUACCAAAUCAUAGCUCAUAUCUCAGGCAGCUCGUAUCUCAAGGUACCACUGUGUGUGUGUGUAUAUAUAUAUAUAUAUAUAUAUAUAUAUAUAUAUAUAUAUAUAUAUAUAUAUAUAUAUAUAUAUAUAUAUAUAUAUCCAAUCACUCUCUUGUCAAUAUUCUUCUUAUUAUUAUUAUUUAUUUAUUUCUGAAAUAUCACAUUAUAAUAGAUAUAUGAUUGAUAUACUUCUAUCAGUCUAAGAUACUAUAUAUCUGUAUAUAUUUGUACAAAGUUUUCAAGUACCAAGGUUGUCAAUAUCACACUGUGGGAACAUCCACAUCCUAGCCUCACCCAAGCAGCUUGUGUUUCGUAUCUUCUGGUUGAACUUGUCUUGUGUACUAAAACCACUGCUUUUAUUUAUUAAGGUCCUUAGUGCAGAAACUCAAGGGUGCAGUCAUUACCUAGAGUAUUCAAAGUUCCUUGUGGUAACACAUUUGCUAAAAGCUUUCCAAAGUGUCUGUGUAAACAAUGUAUUAAAAUUAUUAUAGAUGAAGGUUUAAA
Molecule: messenger RNA, 12275 nt
Organism: Portunus trituberculatus (swimming crab)
Lineage: Eukaryota; Metazoa; Arthropoda; Malacostraca; Decapoda; Portunidae
Product: golgin subfamily A member 4-like
Exons: 28
Coding region: 966-7736 (2256 amino acids)
Biological process (GO): Golgi vesicle transport
Cellular component (GO): Golgi apparatus
Molecular function (GO): small GTPase binding
Source: RefSeq, a predicted model, not a curated record